GAUUGUGAAUAAAUUGAUAUUGUAAUUCAACCUCCACAUGUACUUACACCUAACAUGUGAUGUGACUUAAUUUUUUAUCUAUAUAUAUACGUAUAGUUUCUGGUAUACAAAUUGUGGUUGAACAAAUAUUUAGUAACAUCAAGCAUAUAUAUUCUAAUUCCCACUUAAAAGGGAAUUGAAGAUGUGGAGGUUGAAGAUUGCAGAAGGCGGCGACAAGUGGCUGACGACGACGAAUGAACAUGUAGGAAGACAACAUUGGGAAUUUGAUGCAGAAGCUGGAACUGCAGAGGAACGAGCUCAAGUCGAAAUUAUGCGACAGGAAUUCAAGAACAACAGAUUUCGUGUCAAACAAAGUGCUGAUCUCCUCAUGCGCAUGCAGUUGAGAAAGGAGAAUCCAUGCAGUGAGAUCCCAGCCCCCAUAAAAGUGAAUGAAACAGAGCAAAUAACUGAGGAAGCAACCAUCACCACGCUCCGACGCGCCAUCACUUUCUACUCAACCAUUCAGGCCCACGACGGCCAUUGGCCGGCUGAGUCCGCCGGCCCUCUAUUUUUCAUCCAACCUCUGGUGCUUGCGUUGUACGUCACCGGCGGAAUCAACACCGUCCUAUCGCCGGAACAUCAGAAGGAGAUCAAACGUUACAUUUACAACCAUCAGAAUGAAGAUGGAGGUUGGGGGUUCCACAUAAUCGGGCACAGCACAAUGAUUGGCUCUGCGCUCAGUUAUAUAACACUGAGGUUGCUCGGGGAAGGCCCGGACGGCGGCGAAGACAGGGCGGUGGCAAGAGGCCGGAAAUGGAUACUCGACCACGGGGGCGCCGUGGGGACACCUUCGUGGGGGAAGUUCUGGCUCACGGUGUUGGGAGUUUACGAGUGGGAUGGCUGCAAUCCGAUGCCGCCGGAGUUUUGGUUGCUCCCAAAAUCAUCCCCCAUUAGUCCAGGAAAUAUGUUGUGCUACUGUAGAUUGGUAUAUAUGCCAAUGUCGUAUUUAUACGGGAAGAGAUUUGUUGGACCCAUAACUGGGUUGAUUCGAUCUCUGAGAGAUGAGCUUUACAACGAACCGUAUUAUGAAAUCAAUUGGAACAAAGCUAGAAACACUUGUGCAAAGGAAGAUCUUUACUAUCCUCACCCUUUUGUCCAAGAUAUGUUGUGGGGAUUCUUGCACCAUGUUGCUGAGCCAUUGCUGCAGCGGUGGCCAUUAUCCAAACUGCGAGAGAAAGCUCUAGGAAUAGCCAUAGAGCAUGUUCACUAUGAGGACUACAUCAGUAGAUACCUAUGCAUUGGAUGCGUAGAGAAGGUAUUGUGUAUGCUGGCUUGCUGGGUGGAGGAUCCUAACUCGGAGGCCUACAAACGCCACCUUGCUCGUUUACCAGACAAUUACUGGGUAGCCGAAGACGGCCUCAAAAUGCAGACUUUUGGGUGUCAAAUGUGGGAUGCUGCAUUUGCAAUCCAAGCUAUUCUUUCCGCUAAUCUUUCUCACGAGUUCGGAUCAACACUGAAGAAGGCGCACAACUUUGUGAAAGCCUCACAGGUUCGCGACAACCCGCCUGGGGAUCAUUUUGCUAUGUACCGCCACACGUCUAAAGGAGCUUGGACAUUCUCAAUGCAAGAUCAGGGCUUGCAAGUCUCAGACUGCACGGCUGAAGGGCUCAAGUGUGCACUUCUUUUCUCUGAAAUGCCCAAGGAAGUGGUGGGGGAAGGACUUAAAACAGAGCGCUUUUACGAUGCUGUCAAUGUCAUCUUGUCCCUACAAAGUGCUAAUGGUGGAUUUUCAGCGUGGGAGCCUAAUCGAGCAGAGAGAUGGUUGGAGAAAUUCAACCCCACAGAGUUCUUUGAAGAUACUCUGAUUGAGCGAGAAUAUGUGGAAUGCACGUCAUCGGCAAUACAGGGGCUGGUGUUGUUCAAGAAACUGCACAAGGGCCAUAGAAGUAACGAGAUAAAGACUUCCAUUGCUCGAGGAAUACACUACAUAGAACAAACUCAAGAGCCUGAUGGUUCUUGGUAUGGGUGUUGGGGCAUAUGUUAUACUUAUGGUACGUUGUUUGCUGUGGAUGCAUUGGCUGCUUGUGGCAAAACUUAUCAAAAUUCUCCCGCACUUAGAAAAGCGUGUCAAUUUCUGUUGUCAAAACAGUUAGUAGAUGGUGGAUGGAGUGAGAGUCAUCUCUCAAGCUCAAACAAGGUAUACACUAAUAUUGAAGGUAACAGAUCAAACUUAGUGCAGACCUCAUGGGCUCUCUUGUCACUAAUAAAAGCUGGCCAGGCUAAAAUUGAUCCGGAGCCGAUACAUCGUGGGAUAAGGUUGCUAAUAAACUCACAGAUGGAAGAUGGUGACUUUCCACAGCAGGGUGAUAUUACAGGAGUAUUUAUGAAAAACUGCGCUCUCAACUAUUCAUCUUAUCGGAAUAUCUUCCCCAUAUGGGCUCUUGGUGACUACCAUCGACAUGUCCUUGGAGCAUAAUACUAUUAAUUUCUUGUAUAUACAUAACUCAUUAUUAAGCAUCAACUAUAAUUUGUAAUAAAUAAUUGAUGCUUAAUUCCUGCUCUUAUCUUGAAUGUAUUAUUUUACCCACAUUCUCAACACACCGCAAACUCUUGGGUUCUACAAAAGCAGUUCAUAAAGUGUGUUUACUUUUAACAAAAUAAUUCAUUAAUAUAAUUUGUGUGUGCUAUUUUC
Salvia miltiorrhiza (redroot sage) is the source of this 2671-nucleotide messenger RNA. RefSeq names its product lupeol synthase-like. The record is from RefSeq and is a predicted model, not a curated record. Lineage: Eukaryota; Viridiplantae; Streptophyta; Magnoliopsida; Lamiales; Lamiaceae. The transcript has 16 exons. The coding region runs from base 182 to 2455 and encodes 757 amino acids. Gene Ontology annotation, molecular function: intramolecular transferase activity. Gene Ontology annotation, cellular component: lipid droplet. Gene Ontology annotation, biological process: triterpenoid biosynthetic process.